AUGAGAACUCUUCCAGAGAAAAAUCCUUUGCUUGGAAAACCAAAAAAAUCAGUGCUUUUGAAACAGUGCAAAACAUAUAAUAUUCGGUUUGAAAACAAUGUCUACAUUGACUUUAUAACACUUCCUGUGCCAGUUCCUUCUAAGGAUAAUCCUCUUUAUCUUGUGCGUAUGAAACAUAAGCAGGAUUAUAUUUCUGCAACAGCAAUGUUUCGUGCAGCUUUUCCUUCUGCUACAGAGUCAGAUGAGCGUAUCGAAUUUGAUCAUUAUGUUAUAAAACAUAUUCCCAGUGCUACUUCUAAUGAGUAUACUUCAGGUAUAUGGAUUAUGUUUGAAGAUGCACUUUCACUUGCUGAAGAUUAUGGAAUUCGCCCCUGGAUUAGAGCUUUGAUUAAUGCUUCUAUUGAACGCUCUUGUGAAAAUAGUGUUUCUCCAUCUAAGGAGGUGACUGCAGCUACAUUCAAAAAGCAUAUACAGUUUAGUACAGAAUCCAAGUCUAAAUAUUCUACUCCUGCUAUAUCUCGACAUGAUACUAAUGUAUUUUCUGAAAUUCUUACUCAAAAUUCUCAUGUUAAACAACAUGAUUCUCCAAAAAAAAUGCAUUCUAAACCCUUUAAAAGCGAUACUUUAGAUUCUUCUCCACGCUCUGUCAAAAAUACAAUACCACCUAUUUCUUCUACCUCUGACUUAAGUAAACCUCGAUCUUCUAAAAAACGGCCUUUAGAACUUUGUGGUUCUGAUGAUUUUAUACCAAUUAAACGCACUAAAAUUGAACAACUUGAGGCAGAAGUCGUUAUUGAACGUCGAAGAGUCAAAGCGCUUUUUGCUCUUGCUAUUAGCCUUGGUGUGAGCGUAACUCUUCCUUACAUCUUAUAG
Pneumocystis jirovecii RU7 is the source of this 873-nucleotide messenger RNA. RefSeq lists its product as uncharacterized. Gene Ontology annotation, cellular component: nuclear membrane complex Bqt3-Bqt4. The transcript has 5 exons. NCBI's taxonomy places the organism in Eukaryota, Fungi, Ascomycota, Pneumocystomycetes, Pneumocystales, Pneumocystaceae. Gene Ontology annotation, molecular function: DNA binding. The coding region runs from base 1 to 873 and encodes 290 amino acids. Gene Ontology annotation, biological process: meiotic attachment of telomere to nuclear envelope; mitotic telomere tethering at nuclear periphery. The record is from RefSeq and is a predicted model, not a curated record.